GCUUGAGUUGAGUCAUUAGUUGUUGUAGAUAAAGACUCCCACGUGUAAACUUCAUCCUUCCCCUUCUCACAAAACCAAUCGUCCACACUUCCGUGUUCUGUUCCACUUUAUCUUACCCCAUACCUUCCUUCCUUCUCUACUUAAAACACACCCACCCCACAAAACAAUAAUCAAAACCCGAAUUAAAAACAAAAGAAAAAUAGAAAAAAGAAAAAUGGGAACGGAAGCUACCGUCGCCGCCGUCGUCGCCGGAGAUGAAUCCGAUCACCCCACCUCCGCCUUCAAGCUUGUAGGCUUCAAAAACUUCAUCCGUACCAACCCCAUGUCGGACAAAUUCACCGUCAAAAACUUCCACCACAUCGAGUUCUGGUGCUCCGACGCCACCAACACCGCCCGCCGCUUCUCCUGGGGCCUCGGCAUGCCCAUCAUCUUCAAAUCCGAUCUCUCCACCGGCAACUCCACCCACGCCUCCUAUCUCCUCCGCUCCGGCCACCUCAACUUCCUCUUCACCGCCCCUUAUUCCCCCUCCAUCUCCCCCACCACCACCACCGCUUCCAUCCCCACCUUCUCCCACUCCGCCUCCCGCCACUUCACCGCUACCCACGGUCUCGCCGUCCGCGCCAUCGCCGUUGAAGUCGAAGACGCCGAAACCGCCUUCGCCGUUAGCGUCGCUAACGGCGCCAAACCCUCGUCUCCCCCAGUCACCCUCGGUCACAACGACGUCGUGUUGUCAGAAGUUAAAUUAUACGGCGACGUCGUUUUGCGUUAUGUUAGUUACAAAAAUAAUACUAAUAACAAUAAUAACAAUGAUAAUGAUAAUUAUAUAUUUUUGCCUGGAUUUGAAGCUAUGGACAAAACGUCGUCGUUUCAGGAGCUAGACUACGGCAUCCGCCGGCUCGAUCACGCGGUGGGGAACGUGCCGGAGCUAGCUCCAGCGGUGGACUAUGUGAAAUCUUUCACCGGGUUUCACGAGUUCGCUGAGUUCACUGCUGAGGACGUUGGAACGAGUGAAAGCGGGCUCAACUCGGUGGUUUUAGCGUGUAACAGUGAGAUGGUUUUGAUACCGAUGAACGAGCCAGUGUACGGGACGAAGAGGAAGAGUCAGAUACAGACGUAUUUGGAGCAUAAUGAAGGGGCUGGGGUGCAGCAUUUGGCGUUGGCUAGUGAGGAUAUAUUUAGGACUUUGAGAGAGAUGAGGAAACGGAGUGGGGUUGGGGGGUUUGAGUUUAUGCCGUCUCCGCCACCUACUUAUUAUAGGAAUUUGAAGAGUCGAGCGGGCGAUGUGUUGUCGGAUGAGCAGAUUAAGGAGUGUGAAGAGUUGGGGAUAUUGGUGGAUAGAGAUGAUCAGGGGACUUUGCUUCAGAUUUUUACUAAGCCUGUGGGUGAUAGGCCGACGAUAUUCAUAGAGAUAAUACAAAGAGUAGGGUGCAUGGUAAAGGAUGAUGAAGGAAAGGUGCAGCAGAAGGCAGGGUGUGGAGGGUUUGGCAAAGGGAACUUCUCGGAGCUUUUUAAAUCUAUUGAGGAAUAUGAGAAGACACUUGAAGCAAGAAGCACCACUGCUGCUGCAUAAAUGAGAUCUUAAAAAUUAAAAUCUUAUGAUUAUGUAUGUAUCUGUGGAUUCUAUACAAAACAGAUCCUGAAAAUAUAUGGUAUCAACUUCAUAAUAAGAUAUGUAACGCGUUAUGUAUCUCAUGAUCGAUCAUCAAUGUAUUUGUCUAUUUUUAUGUUGC
Molecule: messenger RNA, 1730 nt
Organism: Helianthus annuus (common sunflower)
Lineage: Eukaryota; Viridiplantae; Streptophyta; Magnoliopsida; Asterales; Asteraceae
Product: 4-hydroxyphenylpyruvate dioxygenase
Exons: 2
Coding region: 215-1570 (451 amino acids)
Biological process (GO): L-tyrosine catabolic process
Molecular function (GO): 4-hydroxyphenylpyruvate dioxygenase activity
Source: RefSeq, a predicted model, not a curated record